CAUAAAUUUCCCAUUAAUUAAUUAGACAAGAUAAAGAAAAAUGCUCCUUCCCAAUAAAAAAAUGGAGUAUUUAAAUCCCUUUUCCCAAUAAAAAAAUGGAAAAAGUAUGGCGGGGACAGAAGCCAACCUAAUACGACAACUUGUGAUAGCUCAUUAACAAUCUCCCACAAAACGACGUCGUAAGUGUAUUUUCCAAACACGGUAAUCGUUAUCAACUGCGCAUAAAAUCAGUCGGACCACAAGAGCUUCCAAGCACCACCUACCGGCGAACCACCGCCAAUGCUGCCGGCGAUCCGGCGGCGCCACAACCACUGAGCUCAACCACUCUCCCAUCAAGAAAAAAAAAAUGUCGGGCUCGAACCCCAGCAAGCAGGCACAGGCGCAGGCGCGUGAGCUGAAGCACCGCGUGCUCGCGUGCCUCCACAAGCUCGCCGACCGGGACACCCACGCCGCAGCCGCGUCGGAGCUCGAAUCCAUCUCCAUAACCCUCCCGGCAGACGCCUUUCCCUCUUUCCUCUCCUCCAUCUCCGCCACCGACUCGUCCGACAAGUCCCUCGUCCGCCGCCAGUGCGUCCGCCUCGUCGCCGUCCUCGCCGACCACCACGGAAACUCCCUCUCCCCACACCUCUCCCGGAUCCUCUCCGCCGUCGUCCGCCGCCUCCGCGACCCGGACUCCUCCGUCCGCUCCGCCUGUGUCGCCGCCUCACUCUCCCUCUCCUCGAACCUCACUUCAGCUCCCUUCGCCGCCGUCACCAAACCCUUCCUCGAAGCCCUCUUCAUCGAGCAGGACUCCGGCGCACAAAACGGCGCCGCAUUGUGCCUGGCGGCGGUGAUUGAAGGAUCGGUAAAUCCGGAUGUGGGGAGCUUGAGAAAAUUACUGCCGAGACUCGAGAAGCUCGCGAAAUGUGAGGGUUUCAAGGCUAAGCCGGCGAUUUUGGCGCUGAUCGGAAAGGUAAUUGGGGUCAAGGGAGUGUUGACCGGCAGCAGUAAGAAUAUGAUUAAGAAUUUGGUGAUGUGUUUGAUGGAGUUUCUGAGCAGUGAAGAUUGGGCUGCUAGAAAGGCGGCGGCCGAGGCAUUGAUGAAGAUGGCAGUGAUCGAGAAAGACGCGCUUUGGGAGCAUAAAGCUUCUUGCUUGAAGAGUUUUGAGGCCAAGAAAUUCGACAAGGUGAAAGCUGUGAGGGAGACCAUCAAUCAGUUGUUGGAAGUUUGGAAGGAGAUUCCGGAUUUACCCGAUGAGGUUUCACCACCACCUGAAUCUCAGCCAUCGUCUAAAGAAAAUGCUAGUGAUGGAUCAAAAAAUCCUCAAGGAGCUAAAACUAGCUCUUUUAACGACUCAACUAAAAGACCUUCACAAUUUGGCAGUGGCUCAACUGCUUUGAUAGCCAGGAGAGCAGGUAGUAAUGAAAGCAGAAAAAGUCCACCAAUGUUCCGAAAAUUAGACCACAAAAAGCCAUCCAACUUGAAACCCGAAAUAGUUGCUCCUGCCGAUUCUUCUUGCCCAGUGGUUUCAGAAUAUAAGACCCCUUUGGACGCGGACCAAAGAGUUUCAGAGAUCGAAGAGGAAAAAAAACCAUUUGUAAAGCCAGGGAUUAGACGAGCCCUGUUCAAUGAAAAGCACGAUUUGCCCAAGCUUGGUGAGGUGAGUGUUGUGGUUGGUAAUGAAACUGGAGACGAUUUUGAGGACCCGAGAGACUAUGAAGACCUGUCUUUGAUCCGUAAGCAGCUUUUGCAGAUUGAGAAUCAGCAAUCGAAUUUGUUGGAAAUUCUCCAGGGAUUUAUUGGGAGCUCACAGAAUGGUAUUCACUCUCUGGAAAAUCGUGUACACGGUAUAGAACUUGCCUUGGAUGAAAUUUCAUUCGACUUAGCUGUAUCCAACCGAGGAGUUUCAAACAGUGAUACCUUGUGCUGCAAGUUUCCCGUAACUGACUUUUUGAGCUCCAAGCUAUGGAGAAAACCCGAAGACUCUGCUGCUUCUCGAUUCUCUACUCGUGGGACCCCUUCACUGUCUGGAGCACGCAGCAUACCCGACCAGAACAAAGAAGCUGACGUGUCCCCAUUGCAAAACCCGAGAAUUCGUUUUCGUGGAGAUUGUGGGCUUGUAAUGAACCCGUUGGCUGAAAUUCCGAGAGGCAGCCAGGGGCUUCCGGAAGCUUCCUCAAGUGGAGUUGGAAAAAACAGAGCUGUUUGAAGUACAUGAUUUCAAUUACAGGCAGCCUCUGACCUGACCAAAUGGGAUAUUGUGUUUUCCAUGAGAUGUCAGAAUCUAUCUACUGUUUUACUAUCAUUUCCGAGUUCUAUGAUUUGUAUAUGCAUUUGUCUUAAGUAGCUAACUUGUUUCAAUUAUUUUAAUCCGGGUUAUGAAUGUUGUUUCAAAUGUGUGGCAGUUGGUAAAAAUUCUCAGAAACUCGUGCAGGCAUGGACAAUAACUGACCAUGAAAACAAGUAGCUGUUGAAUACUUGAAUUAAAUUCAGUUAACUAUUUUCCAC
Messenger RNA from Striga asiatica, 2487 nucleotides. The record is from the annotation of a GenBank genome assembly. Lineage: Eukaryota; Viridiplantae; Streptophyta; Magnoliopsida; Lamiales; Orobanchaceae.